AUGGCCAAUGGUGACACCACCGCUUACAAUAUCGCCGUUUUCAUCAGCACCCUAUUCCUUCUCGAAUUCGGUGCUGAUAAAUUCGUCGACCACACCGCCAUCGUCGCCAGUCGGACGGGCAUUCCCGACACAGUGAUUGCUCUGCUUACCGCCGGUGCAGAAUGGGAAGAGCUCGUUGUCGUUGUCGCAUCACUUGCGCAGGGUAGACCCUCACUGGCGGUAGGAAACAUCGUCGGCUCAGCUAUAUCGAAUAUCCUCGGCGCCUUUUCACUCGGACUGUUGUUUCAUCCCACGACCUCGCACAUUGAGUUUGACAGGAGCUCUAAGAUAUACUCGUUGUGCCUGCUUGUAAUCACCACCUUUGUCGCUCCAAUCAUCCACUUCUCCCAGCGAAUCAUCUGGUUGGUAUGUGGCUCGAUCCUGGUUGCCUUUUUUGCCAUCUACCUGAUUUCCAUAGGCUGGGCUAUCAGUCGAGGAAGUCUAACCGCCCCCGAGGGCUCGGAUAGUGAUAGCAGCGACGAUGAAAGCGACACAUCGUCGAUAGAAUCGACUACAUCUGUCAGAAGUCCCCUCCUGCCGAGACAGGAGGAGCAUGAGUCUGAGGAUAGAGUUGAACAGGACCAAGCUCCUGAGAUAUCCGGGGUCACAAAUGUUCGCGACCGUCGAAGGAGACGGAGCCUCGGAUACCACAUCGGGUUUCUAGCCCUUGGCUUCUUAGCUAUCUGCUUGUCAGGCUAUGUUCUUUCUCACGCCGCCAUCAAUGUCACAGAUGCUAUUGGCAUGUCCGAUGAGCUGUUCGGUAUCGUCAUUCUUGCCAUCGCCACCACCCUCCCCGAGAAAUUUGUUGCUGUCCUGAGCGGGAACCGAGGACAUGUAGGGAUUCUUGUGGCUAAUACCGUGGGGAGUAAUGUCUUCCUCCUGUCGCUAUGCCUGGGAAUUGUUAUGGUUGAUACCGCUGGAAAUUUCGAUGGGGGCAAUAUUAGCGUCCCUGAGCUUUGCGUCCUCUGGGGCUCUACGCUAGCCCUUACAAUGACCGUUUGGUAUGGCGAAAAGUUUUGUCGCUGGAUCGGAGGAAUAAUGUUGUUUGGCUAUCUUGUAUUUAUAAUUUUGGAGUUUACAGUCAUUCAUCGUGUGGCAGAUCCGUGA
Fusarium coffeatum is the source of this 1146-nucleotide messenger RNA. RefSeq lists its product as uncharacterized. The record is from RefSeq and is a predicted model, not a curated record. Gene Ontology annotation, cellular component: membrane. The transcript has 2 exons. Gene Ontology annotation, molecular function: calcium channel activity; calcium, potassium:sodium antiporter activity. Gene Ontology annotation, biological process: intracellular calcium ion homeostasis; calcium ion transmembrane transport. The coding region runs from base 1 to 1146 and encodes 381 amino acids. Lineage: Eukaryota; Fungi; Ascomycota; Sordariomycetes; Hypocreales; Nectriaceae.